Messenger RNA from Kluyveromyces lactis, 1698 nucleotides. It is a transcript of the gene DCR2, whose product is annotated as phosphoprotein phosphatase. Gene Ontology annotation, cellular component: cytoplasm. NCBI's taxonomy places the organism in Eukaryota, Fungi, Ascomycota, Saccharomycetes, Saccharomycetales, Saccharomycetaceae. The record is from RefSeq and is a predicted model, not a curated record. The coding region runs from base 1 to 1698 and encodes 565 amino acids. Gene Ontology annotation, molecular function: phosphoprotein phosphatase activity. The transcript has a single exon.
AUGGUUGGGCUGUCGAAGAGGUAUGCUCGAUUGAUCACAUAUUUCGUCAUAUUAUGCUUAUUAUUAGGAAUUAUUGUACGGCUCAAUUUACUCGGAUACAAGUUACUACCCUCGGUGACUUUAGGCCACAAAUCACCGGAAGCUUAUUGGUACGGAGUUGUGAUUAAUUUUGGAACUCUGAGCUGUUUCCAUGUUGGAACUUGGUUCAGAAUUUGUCCUGUAACGGAAAGUAGUCUUAAAGUGGAUCUCCAUGAUAGCUCUUUGACAAGCAGGAAAGUGAUCACAAAGGACUUAUUUAAUUCUGAAGGGUAUCAUUGGUUUGGAAAAUCCCAAUUUUUAUGGUACGAUGUGUUAGAAUUGAAAUCAGUUACCGAUGUAAGAAAGCUUCCGUCUGGGGACUCUGUUUAUGGGGUUACCAGGAUAUCAGGCGAUUUGAAAGAUUGUAAACAUCCAUUUAAGAAUAUAUGUAUUCAUAUCGAUGAAUUGAAUGAAUCAGCAUUGGAAAACACUAGAUUUCUCUCUGGCUUCUCAGUAUUGUUCGGUGAAGACGUUACAGAACCGAGAAUUGACUGGGAUUUGGAUAAAAGAUUUACGGUAACCAACGUAAGGUACCCUUCUUACGUCACAGCAACAUAUUGGAAUAACGAUGUGUGGAAACCCGAAGUCCCUUUGCUCUUCGUUAAUGAUCAACACAAGUUUAAAAUUGUACAGUUGGCAGACUUACAUUUCAGUGUUGGUAAGGGCGUUUGUAGAGAUGAGUUCCCACAACACGAGACGUGUGAAGCAGAUCCCAAAACAUUACAAUUUAUAGAUCAAGUUUUGGAUAUCGAAAAGCCUCAGAUGGUAGUAUUUACAGGCGAUCAAAUUAUGGGAGAUGAGUGUAAGCAAGAUUCAGAGACUGCGCUCUUGAAAGUGUUGGCUCCUGUCAUCUCAAGAAAAAUUCCAUGGGCAAUGGUAUGGGGUAAUCACGACGACGAAGGGUCACUAAACAGGUGGCAGUUAUCCGAAUUCGCAAGUAAGCUUCCGUAUUCGUUGUUUGAAAUUGGGCCUCGCGACUCAAAAGACAAUCAGUUCGGGCUCGGAAACUAUGUACGGGAAGUCAAGGGUGGUGAUGGGACGACAAAUAUUGCCUUGUACUUCUUGGAUUCUCAUAAGUAUUCAAAGAGCAAAGCAUUCCCAGGAUAUGACUGGGUUAAGGAAGAACAAUGGGAGUAUAUGGAGGAAUAUCUGGAAAGCCACGAUUCUAUUAAACAGGCGAAACACUCCGGUGAUUUAAUUUCGAUGGCAUUCUUCCAUAUUCCUUUACCAGAAUAUAGGAACUUCCCUCAGGAAUCAGGUAGUAACCGAGUAGUAGGAACUUAUAAAGAAGGUAUCACGGCACCAAGAUAUAAUUCUGAAGGGGUGAAAACUCUACAUAAGUUGGGCGUGUCAGUUACCAGUGUGGGACAUGAUCACUGCAAUGAUUAUUGUUUAUUAGAUGAUUUCAACGACGGUGAGGACAAGAUAUGGUUAUGCUAUGGAGGUGCAGCUGGAGAAGGAGGUUAUGCUGGGUACGGAGGUACAGAAAGACGUAUUAGGGUAUAUGAGAUAGAUGCGCUAAAGAAAGAUAUAUAUUCGUGGAAACGACUUAAUGGUUCUCCGGAAAACACUUUCGAUCAUCAAAAACUAAUCAGCGAUGGUGUUCCAUAUACUGCCUGA